CAGGUUAUGUUAUCAAAAAAUGUAUUAUAAUAAUUUUAUCUACGAUUUGUUGUUUUGUUGUAUUAGUUUCGUAAAUUUAAAGUGAUCGCACGUGUUCUAUGAAAAGUUUCGUAAAGCAGAAGCAUCAUGGUAUUGUCAAAUCUGGUUUUUAACCCUUAAUCUCUUUGUUUGUCGGUUUUAUUCAUCGAAACAUGAAGCCUCACUUAGGUAGUUCGGUCCACAUUUUUAAGCAAAUUUCGAGACAUUACAAUUCUUCAAAAGUACUGUUAGCCUCCCCGAAAUCUGCCAAAAAGAAACUCCCUAGGUACCUCCCUCCUAAUCCCAUUAACCAUAAACAGAAAUAUGACUAUUUUUUCAUCCUAGACUUCGAAGCAACAUGUGAUGACACAGAGAAACCUGAACCGCAAGAAAUUAUUGAGCAUGCCUGUUUACGGUUUAAUAGGAAGAAAUUGGAAGUUGACUCAGCUUUCCAUUCAUAUAUUAGACCUGUGGCACAUCCUCAAUUAACUCCAUUUUGCGUUCAACUCACAGGAAUCAUACAGGAAGAUAUUGAUAAAGCACCAACUUUCGAUGAAGUCUGGAGUGAUUUUCGACUGUGGCUCAGGAGCUGUAAGUUUAGCAAAGACUCCUCCAUCUUUGUGACCAGUGGGAAUUGGGACUUGCAAUACAUGUUACCACAUCAAUUAAAUUAUAGCCAGUUACAGCCAGUUGAUGAUCUGAAACAGUGGAUUGACUUAAAGAAGGCAUUUUGCAAGCAUUAUGGUCGGUUUCCCUUUGGAAUUAAGGAUAUGUUGAAAACAUUGAAGCUUCCGCAUCUAGGGAAAUUACAUAAUGGUUAUGAUGAUUGCACAAAUAUCGUCAACAUAGUGAAGCAUAUGAUUGAGGACAACAAAAUUCUGGACCAGACUGAUCAGCUGAAAGAGCCAGAGUGAAUUCUCAAAUUCUUAGGUACCUACUUACUCCCUCCAAAAGCUGUUCUUGGGUAUGUUUGAUCUAACACCUCAUAGGCACGGCUUUAUCAAGUCACUAAAUUCAGUAUCAAAUUCAAUGUAUCCAUUACCGAAAUCAAUAAAUCAAUUCCCCAUCCAAAAAUAUUAGGGAAUGGAUGCACAUACAGAUUGAGUUAAGCAAAAUAGGUAGUCACAUCUAAAUCGCAGAGUUUCAAAAUUUCUUCCCCUAUUUUAAUGUUUUGAAAGGUAACCAACUAGUACUAGCACACAAAAAUUGUUGCAAUUAUUUUACCCGUACAAAAGUUAUUUCUAUAAAACUCUAGCAAAAAUGUCGGUUGGUAUCCUUUAAAAAAAUAAAAUUAGAGAUGAGACUCUGAAACGCUGCAACGUAGAUGUGAUCGCUUUGCUUACCAUUAUUCAUAUAACAUGUAUGCAUUUCAUGUAACAGUUAGCGUACACCAUGGUACUGGUAUAGAAGUAACUUUGCAAUUUAAGGUAAUUAGAUUGCAAUUUUUUUACAUCAUUUUUGGUCAAUAAAUACCAAUGUGAAACAAUCACCCUGCGAAAAAGCUGCCAAAACUCUUGACUAUACAGAUGAACUGUCCCCAGGAGUCGAGUUCAUUUUGUCAUUCUUGCAAGAAUUAGAAAGCAACGUCAUGAAUUGAUUGUAUCACUUCAUUUGUUCAUGAAUAAAAAAAUUGCAAAACAUUUUACUUUCAUUCAUUUAAAAUUAGCAAUCUCAGAGAACUUGAUGAGCAAGAAUGCUAUGUGUGUUAUGUUUGAAGGAUGAUGAAGCGCAAAUCAUAGCAUAUUAUUUCAUUGUACCAGAGGUAAUUUUUAUUGUAAUCUUUGUUAAAAAUCACUGGUAAUAAUUGAAAUAAAAGCAUUUGCAAAUCACAGCAAAAA
This is a messenger RNA of Bemisia tabaci, 1856 nucleotides long. Its product is annotated as ERI1 exoribonuclease 3. The record is from RefSeq and is a predicted model, not a curated record. Gene Ontology annotation, molecular function: nucleic acid binding; 3'-5'-RNA exonuclease activity. Lineage: Eukaryota; Metazoa; Arthropoda; Insecta; Hemiptera; Aleyrodidae.